Pygocentrus nattereri (red-bellied piranha) is the source of this 2267-nucleotide messenger RNA. RefSeq lists its product as uncharacterized. NCBI's taxonomy places the organism in Eukaryota, Metazoa, Chordata, Actinopteri, Characiformes, Serrasalmidae. Gene Ontology annotation, biological process: G protein-coupled receptor signaling pathway. The record is from RefSeq and is a predicted model, not a curated record. Gene Ontology annotation, molecular function: G protein-coupled receptor activity. Gene Ontology annotation, cellular component: membrane. The coding region runs from base 172 to 1953 and encodes 593 amino acids. The transcript has 2 exons.
CACAGAAUGGGCCUGUGGACGUCAGCAGAGUGGAUAAGCUGCUCUGUAUGGGGGAAAAAUGAACCAGCGGUGUUCUGUGGACGUCCAGAGCAACGCAGCCGCCUUUUCUCUCCUACCCGGCGAACAUGGCACUGACAGAAUGGGCCUAAAACCGCGCGCGCCGCUCUGGAGAUGAACGCUAACUUCAGCCAGGUGGACGAGGGGGGCCCGUGGGCAGGUAAAGCGGAGUUGACCUUCGUCGUGGCCGACUGCGCGGUGCUGCUCGUGACGUUUCUGCUGGGCUCGGCCGCUAACGUGUUCGUGGUGCACGCGGUGCGCCGCCACAAGUCCCUCCAGACGGCCACCAACGCGCUUCUGGUCAACCUGGCGCUCGUGGACCUGCUGCGCUGCGCCACGGACUGCCCGCUGCUGCUGCUGAUCGUGCUGCGGGCGCGGGGGCGCGCAGACCUCGGGCAAGCGCUGUGCAGCGCGCAGCUCGCCUGCUUCUCUCUAACCUGCGGCGCGCAGCUGCUCACCGUGGCGGGAAUCAGCGUCGAGCGGCACAGGGCCGUCACGAAACCUUUUGAGGGCGGCGGAGGCGGCGGCGAGCGACGGAAGCGAGUGGCCGCGUGGAUCCCGUUCGCGUGGGCCGCGCCUGCCCUCGCGUCGGCGCUGUGCGCGCGCUUCGCCCGGGAUUCACCCGUGUACGCGAGGUGCAGGGGGCUGCGCGCUCACGACCUCCACAUGUUCGACUCGUUCGGCCGGUACGUUUUGCUGCCCGCGUGGUGCGCGUGCCUGGCGGUCAUUGCCGUGUGCUACGCGCACAUUUUCAUUGUGGUGAGGGCGCACAGCAGGAAGAUAUUCGACAAAGGCAUGUUCCUCCCGCCCGGGAAGAAAAAAGCAGAACAAAAAGAGGAGAAAAACUCGGGGAACGUGAAAGGGAACAUGCCGAUCGCGAACGAGCUUGAUAAAACCCCAUCAGAGCCCGAGAUAAACGGCGCAGCGCAGACCGUGUUGCCUGACGGUGGUCACAAUGAACCCUAUAACGCUCGAGUAAGCAAUGAAGGUCAAACUCCGACCCCACAAACUCCCCCUAAAAACAGUGUAACCUUAGUCUUUGAACUGCGCGAAAACGCGCCAGAACUCACAGAUGUGGAGCAGACUGUAGAAUGCGCGUCCCCGGCGGCUAAUGGCACCCAGAGUGUGUCCGAGAGGCACGAGAACGCGCCAGGACUCACAGAUGUGGAGCGCGGAGAAGAGCAGUCUGUAGAAUGCGCGUCCCCGGCGCCUAAUGGCACCCAGAGUGCGUCCGAGAGGCACGAGAACGCGCCAGGACUCACAGAUGUGGAGCGCGGAGAAGAGCAGGCUGUAGAAUGCGCGUCCCCGGCGCCUAAUAGCACACAGAGUGCGUCCGAGAGGCACGAGAACGCGCCAGGACUCACAGAUGUGGAGGCCGAUGACGCGUCUCCGACCGAAGUUAAGAGCGCGAGCGAAAACGCGCGUGAGAACGAGGACCAGAUCGCGGGCCUAGACGUGCUCGAGAGCGCGCAUCAAGACGCACCGCAGGAUGCGCAUCAAGAUGCGCAUGAGGACGCACAACAAAACGCGGCCGAGAGCGCGCCCCAGGCUACGGAGGUGGUGGGAGAGGUGUGCAUGAUGCCGCCGUCUUUCGCCAACAGGGACAGAGGAAACAAGAAGAAGGAGAGUAAAUUGGCCAAGCGCUCCGGAUACAUCAUCUUCACCUUCCUCGUCUUCUGGCUGCCGCUGAUCGGGACGAUAGUGCUGAACGUCUUUCUGGACAGAAGAGAGAGCCCAGGCGAGGACGGCGUUCAGGAGCUGGAGGUUCUUGUGGUCUGCAUCGCCUGCAUGACCUCCCUGACCAACCCCAUCAUUUACGCUGCGGUCAACCCUCAGUUCCGCAAUGAGUUUUACUACCUGAAGAACAAAUGUAAAGCACUGUUUGCCAAACAGUGACAUGAAAAAUGGAAACUUUUAUCCAACUAUGCCAUACACUGAUCUUGUCUGAAUAUGCAAACAGAUUCUCUUCUGAUGUAAAGCCUUGCAGGUGUGGCAGUACCUGUUGUUACAUGCUAGAAGACCAUUUUCAUAUAACAUCAAUUUUAUAAACUUCUCUGUCCAAAGAACAUCUCCAACAUACUUACUUUGUAGGAGAAGGGAAAACAUUAUACAUUUAAUGUGUCAAUGUAAAGAGGUUUUAUUCCAAGUCAUUUUGGAGCAUUUCUAGUAAUUAUUAAGUACCCUUAUUAGUCCCACAACGAGGAAAUUUC